UUUUAAUUUGCACUUGAACUUAGCGGCGAGGAUCUCUCUUCAAUGCCAUGUCAAACUCACGUAGUCCAAAUUUUCCAGUCGGAUUGAACAUUCAUCCUUCUUGUUCUGAUUUCCAAUCGAUUCAGGAAGUUGGAUCUUCCUUUGACCUGUACGGGUAUGCUGCUCAGGAGAAAGCCAUACAACAAUAUGGUAUAGCAGGUCGAGUCUGGGAAGCUGCAUAUGCGAUCAAUCUAUACUUGAAUCCACCCCCAAGCUAUCUAUUCGAUCCACCCUUCCUUAAUGCUCCCGAUAAAAGGCCGGAAUUCACGAUAAUUGAGCUUGGUUCGGGGUCAGGGCUAGUGGGAUCUAUUAUUUCACGUUCAAUGACAGAGAAGGAUAUCUUGGUAUUGACCGAUUUACCAGAGGUAUGCUCAUUACUGGAAUCCAACGUCAAAAACUCCAGGCGGGUCGAUGUCAGGCCGCUUGCAUGGGGGAAUGCGGAAGAUGCCAUCAAGAUCGCACGAGAGCUUCUACAAGGUCGAAGUCUGACGCACGUUCUUUGCAGUGAUCUGGUCUAUUUUCCCGAACUUCUCGCUCCGCUACUCCGAACUAUUAUCCAGCUAUCUUCCCCGCCCUUUUCCUGUGCUACGGACUCUGUCGAAGUGAUCGUGUCCUACAAAGUGCGGAGUCUCUUAAAGGAAACGCCAUUCUGGUCUGCCUUUGGCCUGUGGUUUACUUUUGAGCCGGUACUGGAACAACGAGUCUCACUUGAAGGCAUCAAAAGUCAUUGGCGACGUUUCGGGGCUGAUAUGGAAGGACCGAUCUUCCUUUUCGUUGCCCAACGUCGACCGGAUUCCUUCGGAUGGACUGUGCCUCAGAAUGACCACGAGUUACUCGCGGGCGUUGGUGCUCUUGGCACACCCCAUCCCAAAGAAAGCGAUACUUUUGAAAGUUUGCUCUUCAUGACAUUCCAUGGUGAAGAGAGCGAGGAGCGCGUCGAGUCGGACUCAACCUGACAUUAAUGGGAUCUCGGGGCGUAUGAGUGCGGUACCAAACCAGGUAUUUGCAUCGUCGUGAGGGUGAUGGGUUCAGAUACAACUCGGCCUGUAUUACUGCCACUUGCCACGAAACCUGUCACUUCGAAUGGAAGCCAUUCCAGAGUGUACUGGGUAAAGAAUUACAAGACUGGGGAAAGGGCCUUCGAAAAGAAGAAUCGCUUUCACCUGUAUCGCCAAUCGAGGAAAAUUAAAACUCGGCUUUAGCCCCGCUGGUAUCUGCAGUUCUCCCUCCAGAUAUCGGACACCGCUAUUUCGAUUGCUUCUUGACGACCAGAAAGUCGCUUGCCCCACAGCCGUUUUCAGCACAUUGUUCCUCUUUCCCCCUGAGUCGGUGAUCGUGUGCUUGAAAAGAACGAUCCUGAUUGCUGCCGGGUUCGAGAGGAGCCUCAGCAAGUCUCCGUCCCCACUCGUCAACACCAUGGCUAAAGGAAUUGUUGACUUCACCGCGUAACAAAGCUGCCAGGUUGUUCAGAAUAUCAUCACGAGUCCCCAGCGUUUUUGGAGACCUACUGGGACAGCAAUGGCUAGCUGAUGUACAAAGUCCAUUGAUCAGUGUCGGAGUAUCGCUCGGUUACUGGCUUUACGCACUGUACACGUCGCUUCCACCAGGUUUCCACCGUAAAUUCUACCCUUCGUGCUUUGUGGCUGAAGUACAUUCCAUCCUUCAGGGUCCUCGGAAGGUAGGGAAAGGGCACUUGCAUUCCUAUAUGCCAAUUGCCGUCGCGUAGAAGGUGGCGGAGGCACUGAGACGGGCUUGUAAACGAACCCUUGCGAUAUCCUGCCGUCAAAGUUGAAACGGUCGAUUAAGAAAGUCUAUAAACCAGCCAUCCCCCCGACUCACGUUCGAUUUGGCUUGAAC
Messenger RNA from Marasmius oreades (fairy-ring Marasmius), 1896 nucleotides. RefSeq lists its product as uncharacterized. NCBI's taxonomy places the organism in Eukaryota, Fungi, Basidiomycota, Agaricomycetes, Agaricales, Marasmiaceae. The transcript has 5 exons. Gene Ontology annotation, molecular function: protein-lysine N-methyltransferase activity. Gene Ontology annotation, cellular component: cytoplasm. Bases 48 to 995 code for a protein of 315 amino acids. The record is from RefSeq and is a predicted model, not a curated record. Gene Ontology annotation, biological process: peptidyl-lysine methylation.